Molecule: messenger RNA, 1734 nt
Organism: Yarrowia lipolytica CLIB122
Lineage: Eukaryota; Fungi; Ascomycota; Dipodascomycetes; Dipodascales
Biological process (GO): endonucleolytic cleavage in ITS1 to separate SSU-rRNA from 5.8S rRNA and LSU-rRNA from tricistronic rRNA transcript (SSU-rRNA, 5.8S rRNA, LSU-rRNA)
Cellular component (GO): 90S preribosome; nucleolus
Source: RefSeq, a predicted model, not a curated record
AUGGCCCGAAAGAAGAGUGCUGCCAAAAAGGCCCGAGAGGCUGAGACCAAGGGAGUCGACGCUCCCAAGGCCGAGGCGUCCUUCGAGCCCAAAAAGAAGCAAGCUAAGAUCACUCCUAUGGACUCAGACUCGGAAGGGUCUGAUGAAGAGGAGGAGGCUGCCUUCACCAUUAACGAGGACUACGCCCGACGAUUUCAGUACAACAAGGAGCGAGAAGAGAAGGUGCGUCUUGAAUUGAUGCACAAAAACGGUGAAUUUGACGACAAGAACAGCGACGACGAUGAGAGUGAUUCUACCUCUGAAGAUGAGGAUGACAACGCCGAUCUUGCCACUGAGGAGGUUGAUGCUGCUAUCGCCAAUGUGAUUGCUACGAUCAGAAACAACCCCGGCAAGCUGCUGGAGAAGAAUGUCAAGUUCUUUGACGAGAUCAAGGAGGGAGAGAUACCCACUGCCAAGAAAGAGAAGCCCAUGUACCUGAAGGACUAUCAUCGACAAACCAUUCUGGACGGUGGUCUGACUGCUGAGGGCGAGUUCCCCGAAGGCGAGAAGCCCUAUGCCAUUCAGCAAGAGGAGGACCGAGCCAAGCUAAUCUCUGAGAUGCAUGCUGACAACGAUGAUGAGGAGGAUGAGGACGAAGAUGGGGAAGAUGGGUUCCUGACCAAGCGAAAGGAGCAGCGUGAGAUUGAGGAGGUCGAGCUGCCUGAUCCCGAGAAGGACGGUGACGGUUUCCUUGACAAGUUUGUUUCUUCCAAGGCCUGGAUGACUAAGGACGACAACCCCACCUAUAACGAGUUGGUUGAGGAUGAGGAGGACGAGUUUGACGAGAAGGCCGACGAGUUCGAGCAGGAAUACAACUUCCGAUUCCAGGAGGAGGACGGAAAGGAAAUCAUUUCCUACGGUCGAAACCAGGACACUGUGCGACGAACUGCCGAAAACUCGCGAAAGCGACAGCGAGAGAGCAAGGCCGAGCGAAAGGCCGAGGAGAAGCGAGAGCGAGAGGCUGACAAGGCACGGUUCAAGAAGCUCAUGGUCAAGGACGUGGUCAAGAAAAUGGAGGCUCUCAAGAAGCACAUUGGAGAUGACGCGUCCAAGUUCACCGCUGAGGACUUUGAGGGUGACUUUGACGAUACUGAGUGGGACCGAAGGAUGCAGCAGGUAUUCAACGACGAGUUCUAUGGAGAUGACGAUGCCAAGCCUACCUGGGACGAUGAUAUUGACAUGGGUGGAAUUGAAGUUGAGGAGAGUGACGAUGAUGAUGAGGAGGAGGAGGAGACCGAGGAGAAGACUCCUGCUCUUUCCAACCGAAAGCAGAAGCAGCUCGAGAAGCAACAGAAAAAGAAGGAGGCCAAGGAGAUUCUCGAGAAGGCAACAGCCUUCGUUGAGGAGAACGUGGAUCUUGCUAUUGAGAAGGAAGAGGCUCGAGGCCGAAAGCCUGUACGAGAGGAUAGCGAGGCCCCCAAAUUCAGAUACCGAGAGGUGUCUCCUGAGUCUUACGGUCUUACAGCUAACGAUAUUCUCAUGGCUGAUGAUAAGCAGCUCAACGAGUACGUUGGUCUCAAGAAGCUUGCAUCCUGGCGAGGCGCCGAGAAGAAGGCCAAGGACCAGCGUAAGUACGGCAAGAAAAAGCGUCUUAAGGACUGGCGAGAGCAGGUGUUUAAGAAGCGAGAUGCUCCUACUGACGACGAGAUCAUGGCCGCUCUUCAGAAGCAACAAAAGGGAAAGCGAAGAAAGUAG